Pistacia vera is the source of this 1931-nucleotide messenger RNA. RefSeq lists its product as uncharacterized. The transcript has 6 exons. The record is from RefSeq and is a predicted model, not a curated record. The coding region runs from base 602 to 1549 and encodes 315 amino acids. Lineage: Eukaryota; Viridiplantae; Streptophyta; Magnoliopsida; Sapindales; Anacardiaceae.
UCCGUUUUCUUUCCUUACAAAACUCGCUUAAAUUCAGGGUUGAUUGUUCAUGUUUUGCUACGUUAGAUUUUGAUUUUGACUCGGAGAAUUAAUGUUGAAUAACAAUCUUUCGUUACUCUUUUUGCAAAGUGAAGUAGUCUUUGUUUGUUUCUUGAAUAUUGAUCAAAGCAGAGUAGGCUUGAGUUUUCUUCAAGUUUAGAGAAAAUAAAAAUUUAAAGAACGGCCACUUGUUGCUUCCCUUUUCUUCUUUUCACUGUGAAUUUGAUUCUCCGGUGGCCGAACAAGUGUUGAAUUAGCCAACAUUCACCAGCAAAACACUAAACAGAAAUUCGUAGAGAAAACAGAGUUUUAUUUUUUGUUAAUCUUCAAUUUUCUUUUUUAGUAUAAAGCGUCCGUGAAUUUAGCUGUCUAAACGUCAAAAAAUAGAAUUUUGUCGGAGACAAAAUCUGUUUUUCUCUUUCAUAGAAAUCAAAAUCCCGAUAAUCUCUCUCUCCCUCUCACUCCGUUCUCAUUGUUCUCUGUUUUUCGCUUUCAUUUCUUUUCAAAGUUGGUGCUGGGAGCCCUUUGAAUCUCUCCCUCCCUCUCUCAUUCCGUUGUAACCAUGUUUCUUGACAAAGGGUCAACGCAAUCUAAUCUGGACUGCUUCCUCCAUUGCACCACACCCGUAGUCUCAUCUCAAUUUCUCCCCAAGACUGAGAUUAGGAACCUUAACACGUUAUGGCAUCCAUGGGAGAGGGAAAAGAUUGAGUACUUCACAUUAGGUGAUCUGUGGAAUUGUUAUGAUGAAUGGAGUGCUUAUGGGGCUGGGGUUCCUAUUUCUUUGAACAACGGUGACACCUUGGUUCAGUACUAUGUGCCUUAUCUAUCUGCAAUUCAAAUCUUCACCAGCAAUUCAUCUGUAAAUGGGUUAAGGGAUGAGACGGACGAUGGUGAGACAAGGGAUUCGUUUAGUGAUUCUUGUAGCGAUGAGAGUGAGAGUGAUAAGUUAUGGAGAUGGGACGGAUGCUCUUCUGAGGAAGGAGGAUUUGAGCAAGACAAUCUUUUGCAUGUGAAUGAUAGAUUGGGUUACCUUUAUUUCCAGUACUUCGAGAGAUCAACUCCUUAUGGAAGAGUUCCUCUCAUGGAUAAGAUUAACGGGUUAGCUCGCAGAUACCCGGGUUUGAUGUCAUUGCGGAGUGUGGAUCUUUCACCAGCUAGUUGGAUGGCAGUAGCUUGGUACCCAAUUUAUCAUAUUCCCAUGGGAAGGACCAUAAAGGACUUGUCCACAUGCUUCCUCACAUAUCACACUCUUUCAUCUUCUUUCCAAGAUAUGGACCCUGAUGAUGACAUUGAGGGUGCCGAAAGGAAGCGUAAGGAAGGAGAAGGGAUCUCUCUUCCUCCAUUUGGUUUGGCCACUUACAAGAUGCAAGGGAAUGUGUGGGUCUCUGGCAAUUGCGGUCGGGACCAUGAAAGACUAAUUUCACUUUUCAGUGUGGCAGAUUCGUGGCUAAAGCAGCUGAGGGUCCAGCACCACGACUUCAAUUACUUCAUGGGGAUUAGGCGUGGCUAAGAACCACUAUUUCAAGAAUUUCCAUGAAAGUGACUCUCAGUAAAAUCCUCUUUUUGGGACUAGGCUUUGUGCUUUGAGUGUGAGGAUUGUAGUUGAUUCUUCUCAUUGCCAUGCUUCAUUUUGAUGGGCAUGGCUUCUUUUGAGGCUUAUGCUUGUACGAGAACUCAUUAGAUGGGGUGUGUACAUGAGCUAACCCAUCUGUUUUUGCUGCUUUUUAACGCGGUUAUUGGGGCUUUUAUGUGAAUAGAUUGCUAGGUCUGAGAGACAUAGGAGAAGUUCUUGAACUAUAAACUUUUGUGGAUUGUGUAAUACAUUCUCUUGAUCUUUAAUGAAAAUCCACCGGAGACAGCAAAUGCCUGCAGGUUUUGCUAAAUUCAUCAAG